Messenger RNA from Rhagoletis zephyria (snowberry fruit fly), 2217 nucleotides. RefSeq names its product modifier of mdg4 (gene mod(mdg4)). Lineage: Eukaryota; Metazoa; Arthropoda; Insecta; Diptera; Tephritidae. Gene Ontology annotation, biological process: regulation of transcription by RNA polymerase II. The record is from RefSeq and is a predicted model, not a curated record. Gene Ontology annotation, molecular function: protein binding. Gene Ontology annotation, cellular component: nucleus.
CACACAACGCCAAGCGUUUGGUCGAAAUUGGAUUUCAUUCGUAAAUUUGACCGAGAACGGAUUGUGUUUUGCUAAAGGUGCAGCUGUCUUUGCGGCGAUAUCUAUUUUAAUAAAAAAUAGUGAUUGCCAAAAUAAAUUUAAAAUCAAAAAGUCUUCAAGUGAAUUAAAAACUAACUUGUAGCAGCUGGAUUUGUUUUGCGUCUGUACAUACACAAACUUAUCGAUUUGUGUGACAUCGGAUUAGACGACGAAUACGCUACCGCUGGCAGCCAACAUGGCGGACGACGAGCAAUUCUCGCUGUGUUGGAAUAAUUUUAAUAGUAAUUUGUCUGCUGGUUUUCAUGAGUCGCUAUGUCGGGGCGAUUUGGUCGAUGUGACUCUAGCGGCAGAGGGGCAAUUUGUUAAGGCCCACCGUUUAGUACUCUCGGUGUGCUCGCCCUAUUUUCGUAAAAUGUUUACCCAAAUGCCGGCCAAUCAACAUGCUUUCGUUUUUUUAAAAGACGUAAGUCAUACGGCACUUAAAGAUUUAAUACAGUUCAUGUAUUGUGGAGAAGUAAAUGUAAAACAGGAAGCUCUACCAGCGUUUAUAAGCACAGCAGAGGCUCUCCAAAUAAAGGGGCUAACUGAUAGCGAUCCACCACCGUCGCAAUCUCCAGCAGAACCUUCAACACCUACGCCCCAAAUUCAGCAAAUUUCCUCGCCUCGCGUUCGUCAACGUACAUCAGCAACCCGUUCAUUUAAAAUUGAAUCGGUGGAGGACUCUGGAGAUGAUAAACAAACUCAAAUAGUUAUUCAAACAACUUCAGCUCCUCCUGCGCAGCAAGUAGUUACUCAACCACAAACCCAACAUCUGCAACAGACUCAAAGUCAAACGCAUAUAGCACCUCAGCAAAUCGCAAGUACCACUACCGCCGCUACUACCACUGUUGUUACGCAUAAGCGACCAGCGCGUAGCAUUGGAAGUGGACCCCACAUCAAACGCACCAAAAGUACAAUUGACCCCCUAGACACAUCUGAUCCGUCGACCGGGGCCCAGCAAAUUACUGUACAAACAGCUGUUGUAGCUGCCCCUGCACCGGAACCUAAGGCACAAGUUCAACAACAACAACCUGAACCCGAAUAUAUUGACUUGCCAAUAGAAUUGCCCACAAAAUCAGAACCGGACUAUGCGGAAGAGGCCGGAGACGUAGAAGGAGGGGAAAAUGAGACCACAUAUGUAGAAGAUGAUUCAUAUGGGGAACUACGGUAUGAUGAAAGCUAUUUCACGGAAAACGAUGAAGCACCUACGGGUGCGACGACGGGGCAAAGUAGUAAUGUGUCUGGCGGUGGUGCGAAUGCAACUACAUCAAAGGCUUUGGUGAAACAACAACAAUCAUCAUUCUCAGACAAUUCGUACGUGGACGUGGCGGAUCAGGCGAACAGUGACGCACAAGUUAAAGAAACGUUAACGUUGCCGAAAAUACUUGAUGGAAAGUUUUACAGAGAUGUGCAACCAAAUCUUAAAACUGUGGGUGGAAUUCAAGCGACAUGCACCACUUGUUUGGGCACAAUAUCUGGCACAACGAAAUCUACAGGAAACUUUUUGAGUCAUAUUAAGAGACGCCAUAAGGAUAUAAUAGCUACUUGCCAAAUGUAUUGUCGAACAAAGGUGCAAAAUUUGAACGCUGUUUUAUCGAAUACUUACAAUGACGAUUCUGACAACAUCAAAAAAGAAAAAAGUAUGAAAGAACUAAAACAAGAACCCCUAAAUGUAGCAAUAUAUACUGCCACUGGAAUAUUACCUCAACAUCAAAUUCAAGGUCAGCAUGGCAUUGCUACACCAGCAUUCAUAUGGCACAAAUCAUUACCACUGGCUCCAACAAAUUCCAUGGCAGUUGCUGCAACGAUGCAAUAUCGGAAAUUCAAUACGGAUAUGCAACCAACAUUUAAGAAUCGAGAAAAUUAAAGUGUACAUCUGCCAGAAGUCUGUUAGUAUUAUAUUUAUUCAGUGGUCGAAAAUAAUGAUCUCUUAACGAACUGUCAAUAGACAUAGGAUCAGCGAAAGAAAUGCAUGUAAAAUAUCGCAUAUGUACUUGUGUAUUAUGUUUUCCAUUAUGGCUCCAUGCCUUGCCGAAGCCGAAAUUUCAAUAUAACGAGCAAAAAUACAUAAAAAAAAUUUAGUUUUUUAGCACAUCUCACAUAAUAUUAAGUAAUAAAGUUAAACUGUUUUCCCAGUCA